CGCACGCGCUGUGCUCCUUUCUGGCUGGGAAACCAGAAAAACCCUCCAAAACCCUGGCAAUGGCAGUGAAUGGCGAUGCACAGACCGUCCAUGUCCACAGGCUCCCUCAAUCCAAGUACAUCGACGAAGUUCGCUGGAUUCCGGCGCUUUCCGCCUUCGAUCGCUACUUCGCCGCCGCCGUCUUCGACUUUGAUUCCGAUGCCUCCGCCAUCGAAAUCCAUUCACUCGACCAAUCAAAUCCAGCUAAUCCAAUCCUCCAAUCGUCAUGGUCCUCGCCCUCAAGAAUUUCCUCGCUCAGAGUUUCUCAGGUCUUCCAAAAACCCCUCGUUGCUGCUUGCACUCUCGCCGGUCGGCUGCACGUCCUGUUCCCCGACGCGGUCGAUGGCUCGAUCAGAUCGGAGGUCACGGUGCCUGACGAUUCCCUGCACCAUGGAGCCAUUUCAUUUUGUGACGUGCAGGAAAGUGCGUCAGAGUUCGUUACUGUUGGGGAGGAUGGGAGGGUGAAUUUAGUUAGUAUCGGCAAUUCGAGGUCGAGCCACCGUUGCAUUUUCGAUUGCGACGGGUUGGCGUCUUUUACGGCGGUGAAGUGGGCGUCGCCGACGGAGUUUGCCACCGGUGGGGUGGGGUUUGGUCUUCAGUGGUGGGAUUUACGAGAGAGGCCCGGAGGGCCAGCUUCUGAGUUCAAGGCUAACUGGUCUGUUGGAACUACUUCUGGAAUUGUACACUCCAUUGAUAUUCAUCCAUCACGCAAGCACACUUGCCUUGCUGGAGGCUCCUCUGGUACUGUAUUUGCAUGGGAUCUCCGGUGGCCACAGCAGCCUGUAAUUUUAUCUGCGGCUACGGCAGUUGAGAUGGAGAACUCAUCACCAGCUGAAAGUGAAGUCUGGGAAGUCCAUUUUGAUGGUUAUAUGCGUUCUUUAAACAUUGGUAACAACUCUUCACGGAUUUUACCGGUUAUGAUCUGCUCAGAAGAUGGCAUCCUCGCUGUCAUUGAAGAAGGUCAGGAACCCGUUGAGCUCUUAGCAGAACCGUGUGCCAUCAACAGCUUUGACAUAGACCGACAGAACCCUGCGGAUGUUGUAUGUAGCUUAGAAUGGGAGUCCAUAGCCAUUUUGGCAAGGCCAUAAUUUCUGGAUUUGUGAUAAAGAACUCAAGGUUCGUGUAUCUAAGGAGUGAUGAAGCUCUGCUCUACUACUGGCACACCAUGAUCUUGGAAGGUGAACACAGCAACUGACGGCAUUUUGUACCGGUAUAUACUUUAGAUAAACCGCAACCCAUAUCUAAGGCUUAUAGUUACAUUUUCAUUACAUGUAGCACAAAUGGUGCUUCCAGGGGCACUGGAAUGCGUCUACCUCUGAAAAGCAAGUGUAUUUUAGGAACUGUCUGAUCUUGUUUCAGGGCAUGUUAAAAGAAAAUUGCAUGCAGCAGCUGUAGUUUAGUUUGCUUGAUCUAUUGCCCCAUCAUCAUUGACAGGACAUGUUGAGUGACAUUGUUGCUUCUGUUGUAUCUCCGUUGAUACUGGAUUUUCUGUUUCUUUUAGGUAGUGCUACCUCCAGACGGCAUUUUGCUAAUUUUACCUCAGCAUUCUGCUUUCUUCUAUCAAUCUCCUUUUAACUGUUGGAAUCUUGUUCUACUGAGUUAAACAAUGGCAGCUUGAGACAUAUUUGUUCUUGUAGGGAGGGAAAAGAAAGAGAAAUGAUUUGACUCUCUACAUUUUGUUACAAUUUCUUUUAAUUUGUGGAAUGGAAGGAAACGGAUGCAUAUAUCUUGCCAACUAAUCU
Messenger RNA from Diospyros lotus (date-plum), 1781 nucleotides. Its product is annotated as nuclear pore complex protein NUP43. Bases 60 to 1127 code for a protein of 355 amino acids. Gene Ontology annotation, cellular component: nuclear pore outer ring. The record is from RefSeq and is a predicted model, not a curated record. The transcript has 5 exons. NCBI's taxonomy places the organism in Eukaryota, Viridiplantae, Streptophyta, Magnoliopsida, Ericales, Ebenaceae. Gene Ontology annotation, molecular function: protein binding.